Molecule: messenger RNA, 5292 nt
Organism: Onychostruthus taczanowskii (white-rumped snowfinch)
Lineage: Eukaryota; Metazoa; Chordata; Aves; Passeriformes; Passeridae
Gene: CMTM6
Product: CKLF like MARVEL transmembrane domain containing 6
Exons: 4
Coding region: 122-1345 (407 amino acids)
Cellular component (GO): membrane
Source: RefSeq, a predicted model, not a curated record
GGUGCAACGGCCGCCCCCGGGGCCCCCGGGGCUCCCCGGGGCCUCUCGCCCUUCCCGCUCCCGUCCCGCCCGCCGCCCUGUUGCUUUCGGUUUUUCCCAGCUGACAGCCGGCUGCCCGGCCAUGGGCACCGUCUACAACCAGACCAGGGAACCGGAGGCGUCCCGCCGCCUGCCGUCCUUUUUGUCGCGGUUCUUCCCAGAUGGCAGCCGGCGGUCCGCACCGGCCAUGGAGAACCGCACCGCCUACAACCAGACCAGAGAACCGGAGGCGUCCCGCCGCCUGCCGUCCUUUUUGUCGCGGUUCUUCCCAGAUGGCAGCCGGCGGUCCGCACCGGCCAUGGAGAACCGCACCGCCUACAACCAGACCAGAGAACCGGAGGCGUCCCGCCGCCUGCCGCCCUUUUUCUUGAGGUGUUGUCCAGCUGGGAGCCGGCAGCCCAGCCCGGCCAGGCAGAACCGCACCGCCUACAACCAGACCAGAGAACCGGAGGCGUCCCGCCGCCUGCCGCCCUUUUUCUUGAGGUGUUGUCCAGCUGGGAGCCGGCAGCCCAGCCCGGCCAGGCAGAACCGCGCCGCCUACAACCAGACCACGGAACCGCAGGCGUCCCGCUACCUGCCGCACUUUUUCUUGAGGUGCUUUCCAGCUGGGAGCCGGCGGCCCGGCCCCGCCAGGGAGAGCGGCUCCGCCUACAAGCAGACCGCGGAACGGGAGGCGAAGACGCCCUGCCCGCCUCCCUUUUGCUUUCGUUUUUUUCCAGCUGGGAGCCGGCGGCCCGGCCCGGGCAUGGAGAACGGCGCCGUCUACAACGAGACCACGGAACCCCAGGCGAAGGGGCCCCGCCGCCGCCCCCUGGGCUGCACCCUGCGGCGCCUGCGGGGAUGGCGGCUGCCAGUCAAGGUGGCCCAGACGAUUUUCUCUUUUGUGGCUGUUGUUUGUGAAGAAGUUGUGGAUGAAUGCAUCACUUGUAGUGGACUUUACUUCUUUGAAUUCACAAGCUGCAGUGCCUUUCUUUUGAGCCUCCUGAUUCUGUAUGUGUAUUGCACUGAUUUUUAUGAAUCACUGGGGGAAGAUAAAGUGAAGAAACUGAAUUUUUGGGCUGUGCCGGUCAUAGGUGCCUGGUUUCUGUUAGCAUCAAUAGUGUUUUCUGCAACCUGCUCUGACUCUGCUGCUGAAAGUGCUGCAUGUGUAUUUGGAUUUUUUGCAACUUCUGCAUUUGCAGCUGAAUUUGGUAGAGAUCUCUAUGAACUCUGUCACAAGCGAAAACAAAACAUUGCUGGAUGCCCUGAAAAUCCUCGUAACACUCCGAGUGCCGUAGAAAAUCAGCCACUGAAUGCAAUUAGCUAACUUCCUGAAAUUCUUUCUUUCUUUUUUUUUUUUUUUUUUUUUUUUUAAUUGGAGCAAACUAAAAUGAACUUUUGGUGCACUGUAGGUAACAACUUCUGUUUCUUUGUUCUAGUCGAUUUUGUACACAUUGCUCAUCACAAAUUUUUAUGGAUUCUUGGUCAGGUAAUGGCAUCUUGAGUGUCAUGUUCUAAGGUACCUGGUCCUGCCACCUGCUGGGAUGACAGGCAAUAAAAAACCUUGGGUCUAAACAGAAUAACUUCAGGGCAGCAGUGUGCUGAUUUGAUUUUGACAGCGAUGGCUAAUUAAGGUUAAUGUCUGAGGCAUAAAUUCUGAGCUAUAAACUGAAGAUAUUUCCUGGUUAAAUGAUCCAGAUGUUUCUGUUGCGAGUUAAAAAUUAGCACAGCAGAAUUAAUUUUUGUACUUCCUGGUCAAACUGAAUGCAAAAGGGAUACCUAACUGGAAUUUACAGGAAUGUUUAUCUUUAAGUAAGGGGUUUGGAGUUGUUUUUGCUACUCCAGUGUCUGUGGAGAUCAGUUUAAUGCUGUAGUGACUGUAUGGGGUUUAUGGGGAAGGUAAUGUAAAUAGUAUAAUGAGGAGACAGUUUUGCACUCCAUGAUUGUCAAAGUUUGGACUUGUAUGCCAGAAUCUUCUUUCAGAUGGUUUCAAAAGCUGUAACAUUUGCAGGAAGAAACUUGAAAGGCCAGCAAUGAGAGGAAUAAGAUAAAGAAUAGGUAUUUUACAUGAAGCAACCCCAGAAGCAGCAAUCUGAAUAUCAAUGGAAAAAACCUUAGAGCAUGUUGGUUCUACCGUGGUGAAUAUUACUUGCAAAGUUAAUGCCAUAUGCAGCUUGUUUAUGUAUAGAUAAUGCUAAGUUUUGCCAGAAUGGUUUUGAACCUCACCAUUUUCUGUGUUUGUAAAUAUGGCAGUAGCUUGAGACUCCUUGCUGCUGACUAGCUCAGUUGGUAAACAGGUAAAUAAGCACUUGUCCCCUUGAUUUGUUUUGCAAGCAACAGUCUGUAGGACUCCAAGGAACACUACUGAUGGGACACAUCAGACGAGUGACGGAUGUGUCAGACCAGAUGUUGAUGGCUGUAAAAGAAAUGAAGUGCUGAAAAAGCAUUUUUCUGUUGUCUGAGGUAAAAGCAAAUCUGCUAUGCCUCUCUUAAGAGGAAAGCUUUCAAAAGCAGAGCAAAUUACUGUAAGCCAGGAGAUGUUCCAAAAUACCAAAGCAAAUGAGAAAAACCUGAUUGAGUGCUUGAGACAUUUGCUGUCUCCCAGGCGUUAACUGCAUUUCGCCGAUAUCCCAACCUGGCGUGUUCCCAGUCCUGAAACCUGUUGUGCUAGCAUGAGACCAGGCCCUGCAGAAACUGGCUGAGCUGUAUUUAGGAAAGGAAGAGGGAGCUGUAUUUAGGAAAGGAAGAGGAAGCUGUUUUAAGACAAAGGACUGUAAUAGCAAGACAAAAUUUGGGUUUUUUCCCAUUGCUGCCACUUUCUGAUGAGUGUGAUUUUGUGAUGUUCUCUCUCUCUGUGGCCUGAGACUUAAGCCUAACACUACACUUUGCUUGGAGGAUGCCAAAUUUUGCCAGGUGGUGUGAAGCACCAAGUUAAAGCCACAGCUCGGUUUUAGAAUUAUGCAUAGAAGAGAUACUUUCCUUCAUAGAAUUUUCUGUGUUGUAAAGAAGAAAUGCUCUUUAGACUGGCUUUAUUUUUUUUUUCAUGUAUUUAUUAGUGUCUGUUUGCACUGAAAUCUGAUUUCAAUCACUGCUUGCUGUAGCUAUCUCUGAUAACUGGGUAGAUGAGAGAUGUUUGGUUUACAAGCAGUGUUACUGGUGAUGCAAAAUAUUCAUAAUGAGAAUUACCUCCUCUAUGACCUGCAGUGUCUUACUCUGGGGACCAUGCCCAUAUAAGUAACAUUCCAACAGUUUUGUUUUGGUUUCUUUUUAUUGCCUAGACUCCUGCUGAAUCUUUUCCACGCCAAAAUGUCUGUAUUCUUUAAAUUUUCAUCUGUAAUUGGUAGCUGUAAAUAUAGUGUAAAAGCAACACUGUGCUGCUAAGUAUUUAUUAAGCAAUGCAGCACUGUGAAUGGACUUUUAUCUUGAGGUAAUUUCUCCUGUUAUUUUUCUCAGCCUGAAGAUAAGUUAAGCGAUGUCUGGGGUUUUUUUUCUAUAGGCUUUUCCCCACUUAAGUGAUGUGCUACUGAUGUCCAUUCCUGGAGAUACAGAAAGGGAUCUGUAAAGUCAUCUCCUGGCCUUGGCAGUUUACCUGGGCAUAGUCUGUCACACAGUAGUUAAAUACUAGGAGCCAGUCACAGAAUGGUUAUAGGUUUAAGUCAGUUGCCUAAAAUGUUGCUUCCAAACCAGUUGUUGGCUAACAUGCAUGACAGUGCUGUUAAUCCUUGCACCUCGUAAGGUGUUUUUGCUGUUUUGAAAUAGUUGAGGAGCAGAUUUGCGCGCGCGUGUGCUGUUUUCUGCUUUUGUGAGGUUAUUUUAUUAACUGCUUUAUCAGCUUCCUAUAUCCUAGCUUUCCUUAUCACUCCUAUGUCCUCUGCCCUCCCAGUCUAGGUGGGGGAGAGGCUUCCUUGCUGCAGUGACUGAGCAGACUUGUCUGCAGUCUUGACAUGCCCCUUUGAUGCCUCUGGUGUCAGGUGCUGGCUGUAAAUGUCUGUCUCUUAAUUAGGCUGAUCCUAGAGAAUGCUGUUGGAGCUGGAUUAAUGUCUGGUUCUGCAGGAGCUCUGUGUGCAUGGCUGGAUGCCUCUUACCCCUCGUGCUCUUGACAGCAAAGCCCUUUGCUUGUUUCCCAACCUGCUUCUGAUUAAAUCAGCCAACCUUAUUUAAACCACCUAUUUAAAUUGCUUCCAUUAAGGUGGUUGACUUUGGCUUAAGCAGAUUACGGGUUGUUCAGGAGAGUGAUAGAGGCUCUGGCAGAAAUGCUGUUAGAUACAACUGCCUCAAAUUUCUUCUGUUUGCAAAGUGAACAUCUCUGUACAUCAUAACCUGUGGUAAACCCUUUUGGAAAGAAGCAGCGGGCCCAGUACAUCUGGGGAUUGUCUUCUCCAUUCUUCACCACAGUGCUUGGCAGUGGUGUUGGAACCUUCUUGGACACUCAGCUUUGGUGUUUUCCAGCUGAAGCUGUCAAGGUUAAGGCUCUGCAGCCACUUUCAAGGCUUUUUUGCAGUGCCUUGAGAAUCAGUGGAGAGGAUUUUUCAGGAUACAUGAGGACUUGUCCAGUGGCUGGACUGUGAACUUCUGCUCUGAAGAUCUGUACUGGGCAUUGUGUAGAUUGUGAGUGUUAAUUUUUGUGUUUGAUGUUUAGCCCACGUUAAAAUCACAGUGCUGCCAGUGCCCUUUGGUUCUGAGUAUGGGAAGGAAUUGUGCCUUACUGCCUGUAUCCUGUGCUUGAAAAGAGCAGGGAAGGGUUGUGGUCUGUUACAGGUGAGUUCUACCUUUGCACCUUCCAACCUGAAAGAGCAGUGGGUGUUCUCACACAAUUCUCAGAGCUCAGCACAAGAUGGUUUUGCAUGAUGGCUGUCAUGGUGAUCCUCGUUCAAAUUGGUGCAAUAAAAUACCAAGCUUUCUAAAUGGAAGAGAAAUUCUUAGUGAAAAGUUUCAAAGGUUCUAUAAAAUUGUAGCAAAUAAAGAUUCUGAUAGUGCCCUGUGGAUGGAAAUUCAUCUUUUUUUUAGUCUAUUGCUGUAAACAUAAGCAGCUCUCUGGAUAUUAAAUUUUAUGCUGAACAGAGUUAUAUGUCACUUUUAAUACCAUUAAGAAUUUAAGUGAUUUUUAAUUAUUAUUAAAGCAGGAUGAUAAUACAUUAAUUUUAUAUAUAUAAAACAAGAAUUUUAUAGUUUCCAGUGUUGCCUUGAAUUUUCAUCUAAACAAUUUUUCAAUGCUUAAAUAGUUUUUUAUCAUUCUAAACCUGUGAUCUUUUUUAAUACAUUAUGUUUUCUCGA